GCGCAGUCAACGGUUACUGGCCGAUGCUUGGGCAGCGGGGGGAGAGUUGCCGGAAGCGGCAGACGGUGAAAGGUUUUGAGAAGAGCAGGAUUGAUAGAUGCACGGCUGGAACCAAACAUCACAUCAGGAUCUGAAUAUCAUUGGCCUUUGAAUAUGGAAGGGGAAAUGCUUAUCGGUUCUGUCUGAAGGGACUGAUUUAAAACAACAGUGAGAGUGGCAAAGUACUAACAUAUACAUACACCCCUGAGUGACACCGUUCUAGAAUACUGUAGAAAGAGCUUUCAACAGUGUGACUUCCUGAAAACAGCACUGUUGAUGGUGGGGAGAGAUCGCAUAUGUGUUCUGUACGAAGAAAACGUCUGCACCAUGGCCAAAUCGUUGACAUGUGGGGACUGUGGCAAAAGAUUCGAUUACCCAUCCCAGCUGGAAAUCCAUCGGCGCAGUCACACUGGGGAGAAGCCAUUUAUCUGUUCAGUGUGUGGGAAGGAAUUUACUAAGACAACCUGUCUCAUGUUACACCAGCGAAUUCACACUGAGGAGAGGCCAUUCAGCUGCACACACUGUGAAAAGAGGUUCAUUUCUUCGUCUGACCUCAAUCAACACCAGCGGGUUCACACUGGGGAGAGACCAUUCAUUUGCUCCCAGUGUGGGAAGGGGUUCACAAAGUCAUCCAACCUGGUGACUCACCAACGGAUUCACUCCGAGGAGAAGCCAUUCGGCUGUGCUCGCUGUGGAAAGAGUUUCAAAUAUUUACAUAGCCUUGAAGAGCACCAGCGAGUUCACACCGGGGAGAGGCCGUUCACAUGCUCCAUGUGUGGGAAGGGAUUUACUCAGCCGUCCAGCCUGGUGAGACACCAGCGAGUUCACACCGGGGAGAGGCCAUUCAGCUGCUCUGUGUGUGGGAAAAGCUUCAGGCAGACGUCGGCCCUCAUCACCCACCAGCGAGUUCACACGGGGGAGAAACCAUUCAGCUGCUCUGUGUGCGGGAAGGCCUUCACUGUAUCAUCGACCCUCAAGGCACACCAGCAGACUCACUCCGCAGAGAAGCUCUUCAACUGCUCUCACUGUGGUAAGUCUUUCAGGUGUUCGUCCGCCCUGCUUGCACACCAGCGCGUUCACACAGGGGAGAGACCGUUCAUCUGCUCUGUGUGUGGCAAGGGAUUCACUCGAUCCUGCAGCCUGGUCACACACGAGCGACUUCACACUGGGGAAAGGCCGUUCACCUGCUGCCAGUGUGAGAAGAAAUUUGUUAAUUCAUCCACCCUACUGAGACACCAGCGUGUUCACACAGGGGAGAGGCCAUUCACCUGCUCUGUGUGUGAGAAAAGUUUUAGUCAGUUUUCCAGUCUUUUGAAACACCAGCGAGUUCACUCUGGGGAGUGGCCUUUCACCUGUUCUGAGUGUGGAAGAGGAUUCAGUGCUUCAUCCAGCCUGUUGACACACCAACGGGUUCACACUGGGGAAAGGCCCUUCAACUGCUCUGAAUGUGGGAAGGACUUCAGUGACUCGUACAGCCUGCGGAGACACCAGCGAAUUCACACCGGGGAGAGGCCGUUCACCUGCUCUGUGUGUGGGAAGGGAUUUGUUCAGUCAUCUGAGCUGCAGAGACACCAUGUCUCUCACACCAGUGAAAGACCUUUUCAGUGCUCAGACUGUGGUCGUAGCUACAAAACCUCUCGGAACCUGAUGCUCCACCAGCGAAUUCACACCGAGGAGAGACCGUUCAGCUGCUCUCAUUGUGCAAAGAGAUUUAUAACAUCAUCCAAUCUCCGGAGACACCAGCGUGUUCACACAGGGGAGAGGCCAUUCACCUGCUCUGUGUGUGGGAAGGGAUUUAGUCAGUCAUCUGGGCUGCGCAAGCACCAGCGAGUUCACAAAUGAUGACAUUGCUUGGCUUUUGCUAUUGUUAUUGUGUCUGUUGAUCACAACCAGGACUUAACCAUGCUCAUUCCCACGGCGGUCAGCACUCAUCUCAGAGUCAGGAGAUGGUGACUGUGAGACCCACUCCAGAGACUACAUCUUCGAUGAUCCAGGGUUCAACGUUCCUGCCUUUGGAGACAGCAUGUUCACGUGAGACUUUGCUCAAUCGAUGUUGGGAUGGGGACAGGGUUUAUUUUAUAAGGAGAGGUUGGAUACAGGUUAGGCCUGUAUCCAUUGGAGCUUAGCAGAAUGAGAGAUGACCUUUUGAAACAUAUGAGAUCCUGACAAGGUUGAUGCUGAAAGAGUAUUUCUGACUGUGUGAGAGGCUUGAUCUGGGGACACAGUUUAAAAAUCCAGGCUCGCCCAUUUCAGAUGGAGAAGAGAUUUUUCUUCUCUCAAAGGGCCAUGACUCUUUGGAACUCUCUUACCCACACAGCAAGGAAGGCAGGGUCAGGGAAUGUUUUUAAAGCUCAGGUAGAUAGAUCUUUGACUAAUAAGUCAAUCAAGGAUUGUCAGGAGGGAGGGGUGAAUGUGGAGUUGAGGCCACAUGAUCAGAUUCAGUAAAAAGUGUUGUUUUGUGUGCUAUACAGGCAGAUCAUUCCAUACAAAUGCAUCAGGGUAGUCGAACAGAGUGCAGAAUAUUGUGUUAUAGCUGCUGAGAAGGUCCAGAGAGAGAGAGAUCAGAACUAACAUUUGAGAGGUCCAUUUAAAAGUCUGAUGACGGCGGGAAGAAGCUUUUCCUGAAUCUAUUUGUACGUGUAUUCAAACUUUUAUAUGUACUGCCUGACAGAAGAGCGUGGAAGAAAUAUAACUUUGUGAGAGGGGUUUUUGAUGAUGUUGGUUGCUUUCCCAAGGCAGCGGGAAGUAUAGAUGGAGUCAGUGGAUGGAAGGCUGGUUUGGGUGAUGGACUGGGCGGUGUUCACAACUCUCUAGUUUCUUGCAGCCUUGAGAAGAACAGUUGCCAAACCAUGCUGUGACACAGCCAGAUAGAAUACUCUUUAUGGUGCAUCUGUAAAAAUUGGUAAGAGUCCUUGUGGACAUACCAAAUUUCCUCAGGCUGCUGAGGAAGUAAAGAUGUUGUUAUGCUUCCUUGACCGUCGCGUUGACAUGGGUGAAGCAGGACAAUUUGUUGGUGAUUAUCACUCUCGACCAUCUCCACCUCCGCACCAUUGAUCCAGAUAGGGUCCUGCCCUCCACUCCGCUUCCUGAAGUCAAUAAUCAGCUCCUUCAUUUUGCUGACAUUGAUGGAGAGAUUGUUGCCUUUACAUCAUGCCACUAAACAUUCAAUCUCUUUCCUGUAUUCUACCUCAUCGUUUGAGAUCUAACCAACAACAGUGCCGCCCCUAAUUCCAAUUGUAAGUUUUAAGAAGGAGUAGAGGCAGUUUAGAUUAGUUCAAUGUGGUUCAGCCCACCAGUUGAAAAUUUCAAAUUCAUCCCUUGACAUGACACUAUUUAAAUGUUCCAGGUUGGACAGACAAGUCCCCCAGGUCACACAUAAGAUCAGAUUUUAUUUGGUAUAAUUUAGUAAGGUACUUAUUCCCCCUUUCUCGAUUCAUCCAUUACUGAGAUCAAGCUUGGGUGGCUCAGUUUUCAUAACUUGAAGUGAAUGAGCUGAAAGAGUCCUUUACUUAAAGAUUCAAUAUAAGAAAUUAAUUGGAGUGAAAAUGUCAUGGAAUAUAAACAGACAAAUUGAAAUUGGGAGACUUUAUUUCAAACAAAGUAUUUCAUUUAGUUUUCAUUAUUUGAGAAUAAAGGUGUGAGUAUAGGAUAAAAACUGAGAAUUGAAAUAAAAGGGAAUUGGGUGUACUGAAGGGAAAGCACCUUUUCUAGUUUUAACGGCAUCAAACAACUCAAUAAUAUCACCAACAUUAACAACUUUUGCCAAUUCAGUCUCAACGCUACAAAUUGUUAAAACAGCUGAUCAACUGCCAGCAAGCCAAACAACAUCUGUACAAAAAUCUGUCAAUCUUUUUGUGUUGACCCUUCCUCAGAAUAGGGAAAGUCUGAGGAAAAACUUUUGUGUCCUCCACAAUCUUUCCUGCAUUGUUUGUUUCUGUAUCAAGGUUUGUUUGUGUUGGAGUUAACAAAAGUAGCAAAGGAGUUAGAAGUGAUUCUAGUAAAUAUCAAAUUAGUUUAAAUGACUACUAAUAGGACAGUGCUGUGGAGAAGAUCAGAGGUUACACGCUGACUAUAUGGAGGACGUUGUGGUGCAGUAGUAAUGACAGUCUAGAACCCCAGAUCAAAGUUCUGAGGGUUGAAUCCUACCGCAGAGAUGGUAAAAUGUCAUUUUAAUAAAAUCUGGCAUUUGAAUUCAAUAAAAUCAAUACUGUCAAUUGUCAUUAAAAAAAAGUCUGGUGCAUCUGACUUCAGUGCUGAGCACUAGCAUGCUGAAUAUCAAGAACUGGGAGAGUAUGAAUAGUGCAAGUUGCUACUUUUAAAUGCUGAAUAAUUCAAAAUAUGGAACAAUUCAAAUAUGAUUGUCAAAACCCAUUUUUGAGACUGCAUUUCUACUGUCAGAAAAUAUCUCGUUCUCACUUCCUGUUGAAUUCUCUCAAUGAUAGUAAACAGUUGAUUGUCACUGGAUCAGUUUGUCUCCAUCAUUAUUUCUCAAUGCACUAAUCUCAAUUUUGACAUAAAACCAAAAGUUAUGAGGAUGCUGGAAAUCUGAAACAAAAACAGAAAUUCCUUUAAAAUAUCAGCAGGUCUGGCAGUAUCUGUGGAGAGAAAUCAGAGUUAACAUUUGUUCAGUGACCUUUCUUCAGAACAGUUCUACUGAUUUUCCAGUAAUUUCUGCUUUUAAUCUCAAUUUUGAGUUUGUUUGUAAACUGCUUUUACUUGACACGGAGUUUUUCACACCAUCUACACCUUAUCCUCAAUCUAUUCUGAUACUUACUUUCCCAUACCUGUCUUCAUGAACACUUUUGUCCUUUAUCAGAGUGAAUUCUCCCCCAUUAAGAAAUUGCUUACAUUUUCAAUGCUCCCUCUUUCUGUUGAUAAGAGUUUCGCUGCUUACGGGAAUAACUUUGACUUUUUCUUUCGACAACUUCCAUCAAGUGCCUUUGCGAUGCAUCAUUCAGCCCAUCAAGUCUGUAUUGUCAGUCCUGACACCACCCCUCUCUGUUAAUUGUGUGAAAACAAUUUUUGAGAAGGCCAGUUUGAUACAGACUGUGGUGAGCAUCUAGCCCAGUUUCUGGAAUGUGAACUGUACAUUUUUCACAUAACAUACAGGGAUAGCAGUGAACACAAAGAAUGGAAUUAGCCUACCAGCUCCAUGACUCAAGCCCUUAACACGAGGAUAGAGAGUGACCCGACUUUAAAAUAAUUAGAAGGGUUGAAAUAAGCUCUGGCACAAGGACAGUCAGAAAUAAGGACAGAUAUUAAGCAUUCAAGGUAUCAUUGGCAGUGUUACCAUCACUCUUGUGGUGACAACUCUCCUGAGACACAUCAAAUCAGGAUAAGGACAGAGACUUUCCCUGUGCUGUCAGCAAUUGAGAGACUGCGGACUCUUGGUGGGGGAUAAGAAUAUCCUCACUAUCUUCACUGCCUUUUGUUCAGUAUAUUUACCAAUUUUGCUUCAGAAAUUCCACCAUAAUAAUUUAACCUUUUAUCACUUAGUUGAAACGCAUUGUCAGUUCAGCAAUAUCCAGGGAAAUUACGGCUGUGGAAUACUAAAUUAAGCUGAAUAGAUACACCACCAGCCUGAAAUUUAAUCAGCGUACAAUUCGUACAUUGGUCACUUGUCUGAUUGUUGUUUGUGGAAGUUUACUUUGCACAAACCGGUAGUGAUGAGAAAUUAACAACUCAUAAUUGUAGAGACAACACAGUGUGGAGCUUGAGGAACACAGCAGGCCAGGCAGCAUCAGAGGAGCAGAAAAGUUAACAUUUCAGGUCGGGACCCUUCUUCAGAAAUAGUCAUCUCGUAAUUGUAGAACACAUCCAGCAUCAUAAACCAUUCCAAGGUGCUUCACAGAAGGCUUGGUGGUAAAACAGUGUUUAGUAGAUGGCCAAAAUGUUGAUUGGAGAGGGAGAUUUUACAAGCAGCUUUAAUUCAAGGAGUGACAGACAGGUUUCAGGGAGAAUUUUGGAGUUUGACACUGAGGCAUGGACACCAGUGGUGAGGUAAUUAAAAUCAGAUACAAACGAGAGGGGUUCAGGUACCUCAGAGUGUUAGGAGAGUUGGGGCCAUAGAGAGAUCUGAAAAACCAAGAUGCAAAUUUUAAAAUCAAGGCAUUGCAUGAUCACGAGCCAUUCUAGGUCAACGAGCACAGGGUGUGAUGAUGAACAAGACUUGGGUGAGAAAGCACAUGGGCAGCAGUUUUGGAUGGAGAUAACACAGUGUGGAGCUGGAGGAACACAGCAGGCCAGGCAGCA
Messenger RNA from Rhincodon typus (whale shark), 6291 nucleotides. RefSeq names its product zinc finger protein 271-like. NCBI's taxonomy places the organism in Eukaryota, Metazoa, Chordata, Chondrichthyes, Orectolobiformes, Rhincodontidae. Bases 316 to 1881 code for a protein of 521 amino acids. The transcript has 3 exons. Gene Ontology annotation, molecular function: DNA-binding transcription factor activity, RNA polymerase II-specific; RNA polymerase II cis-regulatory region sequence-specific DNA binding. Gene Ontology annotation, biological process: regulation of DNA-templated transcription. The record is from RefSeq and is a predicted model, not a curated record.